AUGGUCAAAGCCACACGCAUUAUUCCACAUAUUCCUACCGCAAUAAUCUCAGCACAGAUUAAACCCACACUGCCACCACGUAUUUCUUUGGUUUAUUGCAGAAUAAUUUUUCAACCAGCAGAGAGCCAGGGAAGCCAAAGCUCAGCAUCCCAGCGCCCUCGGGAGCGUGUCUGGUUACCAGGACGCCGGAGCCUGUUUGUUGUUGUUCUGCUGUGUAUCCAGCAGAAACAGCAACAUAGAGUUUUAAAUGGCGUCACAAAGCCCGGCCGUCACUCGCGUUUCUUGAUUGGCCGUGGUAACGAACAGACGCGAGUUUUCGCGGGAAUCCUUUCUGUCAUUGGACAAUCUAGGCAAGAGGGGCGAAACAUAAUUAUUGCAGGUGAUUUGCUGAAGGCAUCUGGACACAAAAGACCAAAUCUGGGCGCCUCCCAUCGAAGGAGACCUAGUGGGUUGAAACAUGAGCUUUCUGAAGACCAGAAGCAGGAGAUCAGAGAAGCUUUUGAUUUGUUUGAUGCCGAGGGGUCUGGCAGCAUUGAUGUCAAGGAACUGAAGGUUGCAAUGCGUGCUCUUGGUUUUGAGCCAAAGAAAGAAGAAAUUAGAAAGAUGGUAGCAGACACUGGGAAAGAUGGAAACAGCACCAUAGAAUUUGAAGACUUUUUAGCAAUGAUGACCACAAAAAUGAAUGAAAAAGAUUGUAAAGAAGAAAUUCUGAAAGCUUUCCGACUGUUUGAUGAUGAUGGCACAGGCAAGAUUUCCUUUAAAAACCUAAAGCGAGUUUCCAAGGAACUUGGGGAAAAUUUAACAGAUGAAGAACUGCAGGAAAUGAUAGAUGAAGCUGAUUGUGAUGGAGAUGGAGAAAUAAAUGAGGAAGAAUUCUUAAGAAUCAUGAAGAAGACCAAUCAAUAUUAAUGGCUGUUUACCUUUAAAAAUGACUUACAAAUUACAAAUAAUUCAACUUUUCCUGUUUUACAAAGUUUAGAAAAGGAUAUCAGGUUGGGAGGGAUUUUUUUUU
Messenger RNA from Candoia aspera, 1012 nucleotides. RefSeq names its product centrin-1-like. NCBI's taxonomy places the organism in Eukaryota, Metazoa, Chordata, Lepidosauria, Squamata, Candoiidae. Gene Ontology annotation, biological process: centriole replication; mitotic cell cycle. The record is from RefSeq and is a predicted model, not a curated record. The transcript is spliced from 5 exons. Gene Ontology annotation, molecular function: calcium ion binding. Bases 1 to 909 code for a protein of 302 amino acids. Gene Ontology annotation, cellular component: centriole; centrosome.